This is a messenger RNA of Desarmillaria tabescens, 860 nucleotides long. RefSeq lists its product as uncharacterized. The transcript has 3 exons. Bases 274 to 729 code for a protein of 151 amino acids. The record is from RefSeq and is a predicted model, not a curated record. NCBI's taxonomy places the organism in Eukaryota, Fungi, Basidiomycota, Agaricomycetes, Agaricales, Physalacriaceae.
UAUCGCAUGUAUUGUUGAUCACAUGCGACGAUUCUGCCGUAGAUUUUACUACCAUCUUCGCCGAGUCCAUCUUUUGACAGUACUGAGCUAUCGGAUAUCAGUAGCGUCCCAUCACCGUGUAUGCUUUACCACGCAACUCGUUCCUCAUCGGUAAAGGCAUUCAUGCGGAACGAACCUGGGGCGUUGUGUCUUUACUAGUCUAACAGCGUGGUUCUAGUUCUGUAUAGAUGGACUCAAAUUAUUUACUAUUUCAAUAGAACACCGACUUCAAAUAUGGCCCAUUUUUUGCUGGAUACAGCGGGAUGGCCCGAGCUGACUCUGAAGAGACUGUCACUACGUUCGAGACAAAUGCUGAGGAUUGCGUUAACGAGGAACAGCAAAGCUCCCAAAGCACUGUCUCCCGACCUAUCUACUGGGAUCGUGGUCUUCCAGAACCAACUUGUUCAACUUGUUCCCAGUCUUCAAGCCAACGUCCUCGAUCCAAACGAAACAAGCCGCUCCUUAUGGUACAGCUUUUACGAGCUCGAGAGAACAAAGACUUCCACCGUCUUAUUCACACGAAGACCUCGCAUAAGCCCGGAGAAUUCGAGCUGUGACUUGCAAUACCUUGAGGGAAAUCGCUUUUUGUUUCGCACUCCCUCGAUUGCAUAUCCUUCCGAGCCUAGAAAAUGGGAAUUAGUACGUAUCAUUAAUCCCUCUCGCUCUGAGUACUCAUUACGACGACAUUAGGAGCGUCCAAGGUCUUAUACCGAUUGCUUUGCGGCUGCAUGAUCGAUGACAAUGAUAGAUGUCUUCGAGAGGUAGGUCGGUUGGCAAACAAAGAUAGAUGGCUUACAGAGGUAGGUCGGUUGGCAAACAAA